Molecule: messenger RNA, 561 nt
Organism: Phodopus roborovskii (desert hamster)
Lineage: Eukaryota; Metazoa; Chordata; Mammalia; Rodentia; Cricetidae
Gene: Cby1
Product: chibby family member 1, beta catenin antagonist
Exons: 5
Coding region: 137-520 (127 amino acids)
Biological process (GO): negative regulation of Wnt signaling pathway
Cellular component (GO): nucleus
Source: RefSeq, a predicted model, not a curated record
CCGGCGCCCGCCAAUCGCAGUCGCGGCGGUUGACGCGGCGUGGGCGGAUCCUUGCAGAAGGCUAGCAGAUAGCUCUGGACUCUGGCUUCGCAGACGCACCAGGAGAAGGAAGUGCUGGUGUUUCCUCAAGUCAGGAAUGCCUCUCUUUGGGAGUAUAUUCAGCCCAAAGAAGACCCCUCCUCGGAAGUCUGCCUCUCUCUCCAAUCUGCAUUCUUUAGAUCGGUCAACGCGGGAAUUGGAGCUGGGCCUUGACUAUGGAACUCCUACCAUGAACCUGGCAGGGCAAAACCUGAAGUUUGAAAAUGGCCAGUGGGUAGCAGACACAGUGAUUAGUGGGGGCGUGGAUCGGAGGGAGACUCAGCGCCUGCGCAAACGGAACCAGCAGUUGGAAGAAGAGAACAAUCUCUUGCGGCUCAAAGUGGACAUCCUACUGGACAUGCUUUCAGAGACCACUGCUGAGUCCCACUUAAAGGACAAAGAACUGGAUGAACUGAAGAUCAUCAGCCGCAGGAGGAAGUGAAGCACCUGUGCACACUCCCUAGGUUAUCAGAAAGGCCCACU